UUCAACCUGGCUUCUGUUCUUUUGAGAACCUUCUUUGAAAAAUCAUUAUCUGGAGAAGAUAAAAUUAGAUAUAUUUAUUUGACAUUAACCAGCUAAUGGACAGCUCUCUUUUAUCCAUCUUGCAGAUGAGAAGCACUCUAAAAGGCAUACGUCCAUCAGCUUUACAAAAGAGCAAAAUCUUCUAUUUGUCUGGAUUCUUUUUCAGAAUAACAGAGAAGAAAACAAAGCAGGGAUGAUGGACAGCAAUUACUCCAACCCAAGUGAAUUCAUCUUCCUGGGAAUCACCAGUGAUUCAGACUACAAGUUCCACUUUUUGUCCUCUGUCAUCAUUUAUUUGGUCAUUGUUUUAGCAAAUCUUGGGAUGAUCAUCUUAAUCAGGAUAGACACCCAACUGCAUCUGCCCAUGUACUUCAUCCUUAGUUACAUGUCCUUCUGUGACCUCUGUUACCCCUCAGCCAUUGGCCCCAAGAUGCUGGUGGAUUUCUUUGCCAGAGAUAAAUCCAUUUCCUUCACUGGUUGUGCUCUGCAACUGUUUUGCUAUUCUUUCUUUGGAGAUUCUGAUUGUUUGCUAUUAGCAGUAAUGGCCUUUGAUCACUACAUGGCCAUAAGCAACGCUCUUUAUACAGUAAAUAUGUCUAGUCGGGUUUGCUAUUUAUUAACUGCUGGUGUCUACAUGGUGGGUCUUUCAGAUACUCUAAUCCAUACUACUUUAACCUUCACACUGAGUUUCUGCAGGUCCAAUGAGAUGAACCAUUUCUUCUGUGAUAUCCCUCCCCUUUUAUCACUCUCUUGUUCUGAUACCCAUAUCAAUGAGCUAAUGCUCUUUAUCAUUUUUGGCUUCAUUGAAAUGGUCACCAUUUCAGGAGUCCUCAUCUCUUCCUGUUACAUAUUUUUGUCUGUGUGGAAGAUCCACUCAACUGAAGGCAGAAGUAAAGAUUUUGCUACCUGUAGCUCUCACUUAACUGUUUUUACUAUUUUCCAGGGUACUGUCCUUUUUAUGUACUUCAGACCAAGUUCUACACAUUCACUAGACCAAGACAAAAUGACCUCCUUGUUUUAUACCCUUGUCGUUCCCAUGUUAAACCCCUUGAUCUACAGUUUAAGAAACAAAGAUGUGAAGGAGGCUCUGGGAAAGCUGAGAAACAAACUAACUUUUUAACUUAAAUGGUUUAAUCUCAUUGGCUUGGACACCCUGAAGAGAGUCUAAAAUAUAAGUGCAAUGAAAUCAUCUAAAGUAUACUGAAGUAUUUAUACCCUGUCAAGUUU
Molecule: messenger RNA, 1266 nt
Organism: Sarcophilus harrisii (Tasmanian devil)
Lineage: Eukaryota; Metazoa; Chordata; Mammalia; Dasyuromorphia; Dasyuridae
Product: olfactory receptor 5W2-like
Biological process (GO): sensory perception of smell; G protein-coupled receptor signaling pathway
Cellular component (GO): membrane
Molecular function (GO): olfactory receptor activity; odorant binding
Source: RefSeq, a predicted model, not a curated record